AUGGGAGGCCAACCCAUGUUUCUAUAUAACCCCUUUGUCAUUCUCUACCUGGGUUUCACCAAUGCCCCAACCCUAACGGAUCCCGCCUCACCUGAACCUAACGGUUUCUUGGUUUUGCCUCAAAAUCUCAGCCGUCCCAAAUUGUUGCUAGGGACUGGAAUGGAUACGCAGGAUACAUCUCCUUCAGUGUUGCUACUCUUUGACAAGCAAAGAUUAAUGCUGGAGAGGGAUUGCAACGGUUCUGCACAGAGCAUAAGAUUAAGUUAUCAAAGGUAUAAGAUAUCUGAGAUCCUUACCCAUUAG
Messenger RNA from Prunus armeniaca (apricot), 303 nucleotides. NCBI's taxonomy places the organism in Eukaryota, Viridiplantae, Streptophyta, Magnoliopsida, Rosales, Rosaceae. The record is from the annotation of a GenBank genome assembly.